AUGCUUUCUGAGAAGAGAUGUAAUCCUUCGCCUAACUUGAAUCCCGCGACACGACUCAAACACGGCGGUUACACAUUACCGGGGACAGACUUGACGGUACAACAGUUCCAUUACGACUUCCCUUAUCGUUUCCGCGACACACAUUUCAACUUUGUGUCUAUUUUGGAGAAUGAAGGGCUUCCUCCAGAUUAUCCCCAUCACAUUGACUCGAUCCGCGCUGAACACCUCUCGAGGAAGAUGACCGGAUUUCCUUCAGAUACACCGUGUCUCCCUUUCCUCGAGGAAUUUCGAAAGGGUAAUAUCCGAACUUAUGGGGAUAAUCUGGCCGAAGCCCCUGCGAAGUAUGCAUAUGCAACCGCAAGGAAUCGGUUGGUUUCGCCGCGGUUUGGAGUUACUGCGCCGCGUGGGGGAGGGAGAGGGGGGAUGGCAUUGGCAGAUGAUGUGCGGGAGUAUCGGAGGAGGAGGAUGGGGUGGCAAGGACCACAGCGUCCACAUUACCACCCUGAGCCGUAUUGGGAGCACGGCCAUUGUGCGGAGAGCCAGGCGUUGACGGAGGUGGUGCGCCAAUGCGAGGACUUGCGGUUGCAGGAAGUCGAGAUUGAGACGUAUGCGGUUGGCCAGGAUGGAGCUCCAGCGUCCAUGUGCGAGAAUUGUAUCCUGUAUAUUCGAUCUGCAGUGUUGGGACGUCAUCCUCGAUGGACUGUCACAGACGGACUUCCCCCAGAUUACCCCCAUUACAUCGACUCCAUCCAGGCCGAGCUUCACUCGAAGGCAAUGUGGGUUCACCCUCUAUUCUAUAUCUCGAGGGCGAACUGCAUUGCCUUCCUCGACCAAUUUCGCAUCGACAACAACUUCAGCUAUGGGGGCAAUCUGGGGGCAGCACCUUCCAAGUAUUCGGUUUCAAGAGCCAACCACACCUCGAUCCGACCGCAUUUGGGCGUUUCUGGUCCGCAUGGGAAUGGGAAGAAGGUGUUCAAGGUAGCUGAGAGUGUUAGAGCUUACCGCAGGAGGUUGUCCUGGGGUACUAGUGUCGCCCCUCCGUAUUCUGCGGAGCAGAGUUGGGACCAUGGGCACUGCGCGGAAGCGCAAUCGCUUCCCGCUGUCGUCGAGCAAUGCGAGCGGUUAGGACUGGUGCAUGUCGAAAUAGAGACGUACGCGACGGAUAAAUGGGGCUCCCAGGCGAGGAUGUGCAAGAACUGCGAGCAAUACGUGGUAUGGAGGGUGUUGCAACAUAACCCCACGUGGGUUGUCGUCGAUGGUUCGUAG
This is a messenger RNA of Coprinopsis cinerea okayama7#130, 1266 nucleotides long. RefSeq lists its product as hypothetical. The record is from RefSeq and is a predicted model, not a curated record. NCBI's taxonomy places the organism in Eukaryota, Fungi, Basidiomycota, Agaricomycetes, Agaricales, Psathyrellaceae. The coding region runs from base 1 to 1266 and encodes 421 amino acids. The transcript is spliced from 3 exons.